AAAAUUUGACAACAAAUAAUAACAAGAACAAGCAUACAUAAUUUUUCCUGACAGUUUUUGUUUAUGCCUUGUGAAAAAAGAAAACAAAUUUUAGCUUUUUGCUAAUAUUUAAAGCAAAAAUGUCGACAGAAAAGGAAAAAUUAGAAAAAACUAAAAUAAAUACGCAGGUUAAACAUGUACCCAAAGAUGCUCAGGUUAUAAUGUCCAUAUUAAAGGAUUUGGGCAUACAGGAAUAUGAACCCCGAGUCAUUAAUCAAUUGUUGGAGUUUACCUAUCGUUAUGUGACUUGUAUACUGGAUGAUGCCAAAGUGUUUGCCAAUCAUGCACGUAAGAAAACCAUAGAUUUGGAUGAUGUUAAAUUGGCAACUGAAGUUGUAUUGGAUAAAGCCUUUACCUGCCCACCUCCACGACAUAUUAUAUCCAAACUGGCGGAGGUGCGCAAUGCCAUGCCCCUACCCCCCAUUAAGCCACAUUGCGGCUUGCGUCUACCACCCGAUCGUUAUUGCUUAUCGGCCUGCAACUAUAAACUACGUGCUGCCACCCAACCUAAGAAAAUGACCAAAUCUGCCUUGGAUUCUAGAUCUAAUAUAAAAACACAAGUAAAAUCUUCUGGUGGUGCUGGAUCGGGGGCCAAACGCCAGACUGUUUUGACACCCAAAACUCAAGUUGUUACUAUACCCAAGCCGGUUAUCAAAUUUACUACCACUGCUAAGACCGUGGCGGUGGAUAGUAAACAGGGCAUUAUUUCGAUGGGCACUAGUCAAGAUUCCAGUGGUGGUGAUGUUAAAAUGGAAGUUGAUUCUGAUGCUGCGGCGGUGGGCAUUAUAUCUACAGUUGCUUCUGGUUUGUCCGGCUCCACUGGCAGUAGUGGUGGCGGCGGAGGUGUUAAAAGAGAACGAGAUGAGGAUGAAUUUGAAGUGGUUCCUUAAAGUAUGAGAUUCGAGUUUUUUAUCAACAUUUUUUUUUUUAAAUAAACAAAAUAAAAAUAUAUUUUAAAUCUUUGGAAACCAAAAAAUUUGGCUAAAUUUGGAAUUAUUCUUUUGGAUAUAUCUCUACUGCAACAAAACUCCACUGUUUUUAAUAAUUCGAUUUAGAAAAAUCUCUUCACACGAAAGUUUCUUUUUACAAAUAUCUUUAAUCAAAAAACAUAUUAAAUUGUAAUUUUUCAAAUUUUAUUUCAAAAAAUAACUUAACAAUAAAGUAGAAGCAAUAUAUAUAAAAAUGGAACCAAAUUACAAAGCAUAUUUAAAAACUAAACUGAUAUUGAAAUAGAAACCGCAGGAUUACAACGUUACACUUUGUAAUUUGUAAAAUUUAUUUUCGAAAUCAAGUUACAGAUAGGCUAUUACUCCAUGAAUUUAAA
This is a messenger RNA of Lucilia sericata (common green bottle fly), 1363 nucleotides long. It is a transcript of the gene Taf9, whose product is annotated as transcription initiation factor TFIID subunit 9. The coding region runs from base 120 to 929 and encodes 269 amino acids. Gene Ontology annotation, cellular component: SAGA complex; transcription factor TFIID complex. The transcript is spliced from 3 exons. Gene Ontology annotation, molecular function: protein heterodimerization activity; RNA polymerase II general transcription initiation factor activity; transcription coactivator activity. Gene Ontology annotation, biological process: RNA polymerase II preinitiation complex assembly; DNA-templated transcription initiation. NCBI's taxonomy places the organism in Eukaryota, Metazoa, Arthropoda, Insecta, Diptera, Calliphoridae. The record is from RefSeq and is a predicted model, not a curated record.